This is a messenger RNA of Monopterus albus (swamp eel), 2679 nucleotides long. It is a transcript of the gene col10a1a, whose product is annotated as collagen, type X, alpha 1a. The transcript is spliced from 3 exons. The record is from RefSeq and is a predicted model, not a curated record. Lineage: Eukaryota; Metazoa; Chordata; Actinopteri; Synbranchiformes; Synbranchidae. Bases 85 to 2058 code for a protein of 657 amino acids. Gene Ontology annotation, molecular function: protein binding.
UCCUCAGUUGUGCUCUUACCCUAAGGAUACACAGCAGCAAUAGGAGCUCACUGGUGCUGAGGAGACUGUUUUUCCCACCCUUGGAUGCCGGUUUGGCCUUGCAAGAUGGACAUACGAGUAGCAUGCAUCCUCCUUCUCAUGGCGACCUUGACGGCAGCUCAUGGGAAGGGAUACGUGAUAAAGAAGGUGAUAAAGGCUGCCCCUCAAUACCAGCCCUACACUGUGAAAAGCCAAGUGGGUGAGCCUGGUCCUCCAGGUGAGCCUGGCCCUGAGGGCCCUCCUGGACCUCCUGGUGAACCAGGUGAGAGUGCUGAAGGUCUGCCUGGACCCCAAGGACCUCCUGGACCUCCUGGAUCACCAGGCCGCUCCAUUGCUGGCAAACCUGGAACUCCAGGUGGACCUGGCAAACCUGGCAGCCAUGGAGCACCAGGUGAAAGAGGAGAACCUGGAGCCUCUGGCCCUCAGGGACCUAGGGGAGCCCCUGGAUCUCCUGGAAGCCCUGGACCCGCUGGCCUCUCUGCUACUGGCAAGCCUGGACCUGCAGGUCUUCCUGGACCAAUGGGACCUAGAGGAGAGAGUGGUCUGAAAGGACACCCAGGUAUACCUGGACUGCCAGGUCCUAAGGGUGACAGAGGGGUGGGAGCUCCUGGACCUCAGGGUGAGACAGGACCUGAAGGACCUAUGGGGCCACCUGGAGAACCAGGUGCGGCUGGAGUUGGGAGACCAGGAAAACCAGGUGCAGCUGGUGAACCAGGAAAGUCAGGCAGCCCAGGUAGGGAUGGUGCUCCCGGUCCCAUGGGACCACAGGGACCUAAGGGACACACUGGUGCCCCAGGUGUAGGUCUUCCAGGUAAAUCAGGUGAGAAUGGUGCCCCUGGUCUGCCUGGCCCAGUUGGCCCUAAGGGCCACCAGGGACCUGCUGGAGGCCCUGGCGCCCCUGGAGUCCCCGGAUAUGGAAAGCCAGGAGCAAAUGGAGAGAAGGGAGAGACAGGAGCUCCAGGUAGCCCAGGUGCCACAGGUCCAAAGGGUGAACAAGGUCCAACAGGAUAUACUGGUGCUACUGGUGCAACUGGCCCCACAGGUCCUGCUGGACCUCAGGGUGAAAGAGGAUUUCCAGGUGAACCUGGUGCUGUUGGUGCUAAAGGUGACACAGGUGCAACUGGAGCUCAGGGACCAAAGGGAAACAAGGGAGAUCAGGGAGCACAGGGUUUCCCGGGUAAGCAGGGCUAUCCAGGUGCAGCCGGCCCUGCUGGUGCCAGAGGAUCCACUGGACCCUCAGGUGACAAAGGUGAUGCAGGUGCCCCAGGUAUCCCAGGUUCCCCAGGUAUUCCAGGUCCUGCUGGACCCAAAGGUCUUCCUGGUCGUGCAGGUGAGCCAGGUGCUGCUGGUGCUGAUGGUGCUCCAGGUCCCAGAGGACCUGCUGGGCCUCAAGGUUCCGCUGGUGCUCCUGGCCUUAAGGGACAUCCAGGUCUCCCAGGUGCUCCUGGCCCUGCUGGUUUGGCUGCUAAAGGUGUCAGUGGACCUCAGGGUCCCCCUGGUGUGCCCGGUGAGCCUGGUGCUGAUGGAGAGCCUGGCCCAGAAGGCCCUCCUGGUCCCCCAGGUCCUCCUGGUGAGGUUGUGUUUGCGAAGGGAAAAGAGAUGACUGAGGUUAUGGUCAAGUCCCCCAUGUCUGCUUUCACUGCAGCUCUGACCACCCCCUACCCUGCUGCCGGCAGCCCCAUUAAGUUUGACCAAAUAGUGUACAAUGCUGAGAAUCACUAUGACCCUGAGACAGGCAUUUUCACUUGUCAGGUUCCUGGGGUUUACUAUUUCGCUUAUAGCAUUCAUGUUAAUGGAGCUAACGCCCUGGUGGCUCUGUACAAGAACGGCCAGCCUGUUAUAUUCACUUAUGAUGAGUACAACAAAGGCUUCCUGGACCAGAUGUCCGGCAGUGCCGUCCUCUUGCUCGACGAGCAUGACACAGUUUACGUCCAGAUCCCUGAUGAAGAGGCCAAUGGCGUCUUUGCUGCUGAUAAUGUCCACUGCUCUUUCUCUGGGUUCCUCAUUGCUUCAACGUGAUACGUUGAUACCGUAGUUCCAAAAAGCCAACCAACUAAAUUUGCAAACUAUUUCUCAAACUAAAGUAAACUCCCUGUUUAUUUUCCCUCAACAUAAGAGACAGGCAGUUCACCCUUAUUUGAGGAGUAGUAGCGUCUCGACUUGAAAAUGAAAAGAAAUAGGUGCUAAGAAAGGAGGAAAAACUAUUUCAUGAAAAAGGUGAUCAGUGAUGGGAAAAGCAAUCCACAAAGUUACCAGGGAGAUUUUGUUAUGGAGACAGCAGGUGAUAUUUAGGUGUUCUAACUGUGUUGUAUCCUGACUUUUUUCCACUCUGUUCCUUUUAUACUGACUUCAUCUGGUGAUUCUUAAUUUAGUGUUUGUCUGGUUUUUCUGUUUCGUUUUGUUUGUUUUUGGUGCAAUCUUGUUUUUGUUUGGGUGACCAAUAAUUUUAUUAAAACUACUCAAAUACAUUCUGUGCAACAUGAUGUAAUCUUGUAUGUGACUUGAAUAUUGUGAAAUGGUAACAGUCAAAUUGAGUGUUAUAAUGAGAUAAGUCACCAUACUGUCAUUCAAACACAAACUGUUUCCUGGCAACAUUGUUAUAUCCCUGAACAUGCAUUAUGUCAUAUAAAGCAUAAUGAC